GCUCUCACCAGCAGCUUUGGGAGGUGGACUUCAUUCCUCUCCAAAGACAGGUUACAGGAAUUCUGACUCAGCUUAGUGAGGGGUUGUCACUGUUUGCCAAAGAGACUUUCCCCUCUUUUUUUCCCUAUUGAUUUUUAAUAGAAAGAGACUGUCCCCAACGGUGUCGCUCUGGCAGCUGAAUUAUGUUUGAUAAUUCACAGUAUCCUUAUAAUUGCUUUAAUUAUGAUGGUGACGGCUACCCCCCAUGCAGUUCUGACGAGGAGAAGAAAAUAUGCAGACCUGCUUACAGUUACAUAGCGCUCAUCGCCAUGGCUAUUCAGCAGAGCCCUGACAACAGGGUGACCCUGUCGGGGAUCUACGAGUUCAUCAUGAAGCGCUUCCCUUACUACCGCUCCAACCAGAGGGCCUGGCAGAACUCCAUACGACACAACCUCUCCCUCAACAGCUGCUUCAUCAAGGUGCCCCGCACAGAAGGCAAUGAGAAGGGCAAGGGCAACUUCUGGACAUUUGCGUCAGGCUGUGAGUCCAUGUUGGACCUUUUCGAGAACGGAAACUUCCGCCGUCGCAGGCGCCGCCGCAACCUCAAGGUCGGCUUCCGUAGCGACCCCUCGUCGGACGCCUUCGUGCCGACAGCUGAUCCUGUGCCAGCUCCACCACGCCCCGCUCACCGGGACGCCGACCCUGGAUUCUGCCCCACCGCGCCCUCCGCUGCUCUCGCCGAAAGGUCAAACGGUCAGAUUAACUCAUCGUCGUCAUCGCUGAGCAACAAGCCCGAGCCUGAAAUCAAGUUCAGCAUCGAUUACAUUCUCUCCACACCGGACCCCCACCCCCAGUCACACCCUCAUAACCACACACAAGCCCACGCCCACACCGGGGGAUUUAGAGGCCCCCACUUCGGCUCCACUGGACCCACCCCUGGAGGAGGACCCCCCAUAGCACUGCUGGAGCCACAGCACCUGAACUUGCACUUCUGGACAUUGUGAGGACAACCAAAACUUCUGUUUGGUUUUAGUAAAGGCACCAUGUGAGGUCCAAUAGGUUACUUUAUGAAAACCAAACUUCAUGUAGUAGUAUUUUCUAUGACCAACAUUUCGGUGUGUACAAGCCUUCAUCACGGUCGGUCAUCUCACUGAGCGAACCAGAACUUCACCAUAACUCACCUCCUCCCAUCCACAUACCCUCCACCAAAAAUCUACUGACCCUCAUUUCCACUCGACCCAUUACAAAAGACAACCCUUUCAUGUCUCAAUGUUCAUCUCUGUAACAAGAACACAAUCCUACCAGGCACCUCUGGACAUUGUGAAACACCCAAAAACCUCACCAAAAUCCACCACCUUCCAUCCACACCUCCCACACCCCACCCCACCCAAAAUCCUUCCCCACCCCCAUUUCCACCCCACCCACAACAACAGACAACCCCUUCAUGUCUGAAUGUUCAUUUCCGUAACAAGAGCAAACUCUUUCCUGGGCUAAUGGCA
Molecule: messenger RNA, 1478 nt
Organism: Engraulis encrasicolus (European anchovy)
Lineage: Eukaryota; Metazoa; Chordata; Actinopteri; Clupeiformes; Engraulidae
Gene: foxl3
Product: forkhead box L3
Exons: 3
Coding region: 183-983 (266 amino acids)
Biological process (GO): anatomical structure morphogenesis; regulation of transcription by RNA polymerase II; cell differentiation
Molecular function (GO): RNA polymerase II cis-regulatory region sequence-specific DNA binding; DNA-binding transcription factor activity, RNA polymerase II-specific
Source: RefSeq, a predicted model, not a curated record